Messenger RNA from Pseudovirgaria hyperparasitica, 2261 nucleotides. RefSeq lists its product as uncharacterized. Lineage: Eukaryota; Fungi; Ascomycota; Dothideomycetes; Acrospermales; Acrospermaceae. Bases 426 to 2156 code for a protein of 576 amino acids. The transcript has a single exon. The record is from RefSeq and is a predicted model, not a curated record.
GCAACCCACGCUCGUUCCUUACGGUCUGACCCCGUAGUCGCUCGCUCAGCCAUCCUUUGUCGUUUGUUUAUUCCCUUCCAAGCUGCUCUCCGCCUUCAGGCUACACAGUCGUAGCUUACUCGUCAUGUUGCUCACUACUGCCGCUCAGCUGGUGGCUUUGGCUUUGUCUGUUGCCGGGGGUGUCAAUGCUGCGUAAGUGGACCUUUUCUUCCUGUUACCGAACCAUUCAUCCCUUAGAGUAUCCUGGUCGGUCCCUAGUAUUCAUUGUUUUGUUUGUUUAUCACAAUCGCUAUCUGUUAUACACUCGCUUUCUACUCAUUAUUCAUUCGUUGCGUCAUUACCCGGCAGAGUGAAGUUUGCCUCACUUUCUUUUCCGUCGCUUGAAAACAUAGCGAUAGCAGAUAUGCCGAAGCGAGGAGCAGAUCAUGACGACAAGUUGCGCACUCGGAAAAGAGAGACAAAAGGGCGCGCAGUCCCUACGUCUCAGCGUGGCUUCUUCUAUACCCAGUGGUUUCACGUACGCACCUGGGUGUGUUCGUUACCAUGUCUUCUUUGGACGAUACUACGCUAUUGGCCUCUUCGCUUUCUGGGCUGGCUUCUGGCUUUAUUCAUCGUGGGGAUCCCAUCUGCUAUGGCAAGGUUCCGUCGGCUGCUCCAGACAGCUUCAGCGAGUCUAUACGAAAUUUUCGCAAGAACGGGCAUUCCGGCCUUCUUCGAAGCGAAAUUUGCCUACUUCCCUUUGCACUAUUGCGAAGUCAUCAUUUUUUGCAUCUUUCUUCUCCUUAUCGUUGAUGGACUUAUCCAGCUUUUACAACAUUCAAACGUGCGCUUACACUGAUACGAAACUUAGUCCUCUCGACGCUAGCGCCCAGUGCGGUCAAUUGACAAACUAUGUCACAGUUCCUGGUCCUACGGUCACCCAUUUCAUCGAAGUCGAACACAACAGAGCCUCUCACAACAAUGGCGUCACUGCUCUUGGUCCCGCAGAUAACACCCAGACCAAAGCUAAUGGUCCCUAUAUGUUCACAGAGCAUGAAGGCAGUACCGUCUGGCUUGGUGCUGCACCCCCGGCUUCGAUCACGAAUUUCAUCAAGCAGACUUCUGUUAUCGUAAUCACUCCCGUUCCUUCUCCCACAGCCACGUACACCUCCUACAGGACUCACACCUCGAUCGUUACUGUCUUUCCAACUUCGGCCCAGUACACCCCGCCAAGCUAUGGUGCUUCGAGCUCAAACGUCCCCUCGGGCAUCUUUAGCUCGACCAUAGACACUACCAUUCAUAUGACUCAAGUAACAACCAUCUUGGAAACAUUGACGAGCACUCAUGAAGGCGUUCCGACGACUGGCUGGAACAUUAGCACCACCACUUCCUCCGAGGACUCUGGCUACGGUCCUGGAUCUAGUGUAGGUACUGUAAGUCACCUAUCGUCAUGGAGCGAUGUCUCUGGCAGCAGUGUCUACGCAACUUUGACCUUCGUCGUGUCCAGCAGCACUAGCGUUGUUACUUUACCCGUCGGUCCAAGUGGAGAUCUUUCUUCUUCGCAAGCAUCUGGGACUGGCGGUUCUUCUGCAAGCCGAUUCUCAACGUCGGGCUUGAGCAUCUUGCCCUACCCAACUAAAUCGUGGAUCGGUACGGGUCAAUCAUCUAGCAGCUUCCCAACAUCAGUCAUGAGCAUCGCACCAUAUCCAGCCCCGACAUGGGUAACUUUCUCUUCUCGCCAUGGCACUGAAAGUAGUUCUGCUCCUCAUAACUCACAAGUUGAAAUCAGUAGCCAUUCAUCAAGCAGUUUCCCUAUCUCGACCACGAGCAUGAUACCAAUCCCAGUUCCAACCUGGUUGACUGUUUCUUCCUACGACGAUACCAGUAGUAGCGCAGACACAUCCAGCCCAUCCACCAGUCCUUCCUUUAUUCUGGCACCAAUUUCUACAUCGUAUAUCUCAGCCGGAAACAGUACUAGCACGUCUUACGCUGAGCAGAGCACUGGAACGUCUUACUUGGCCUCCUCAAGUAGCACCCUUCAAGCGGUACCAUCCGCGACCCCGUCAAGCUGUGGUGAAGUUGGAGACUUCUCUAUUACUGUAAGAUCUCCUGCUCAUCUUAAAACGAACUCCACUGACACCCGAACAGUGGGACGACUUACCAGUAUGGACGCCUAGCAAUAAUUCUUCUGGAGGAAUCUUCCCACCUGUAUUCAGUCCAUAUCAUCAUCUAUUCCAUGCUAAUGGAUACGGAUAUACCAAGGAAGCAUGGGCCAAGUAUGA